Messenger RNA from Elaeis guineensis (African oil palm), 3806 nucleotides. Its product is annotated as small polypeptide DEVIL 4. Lineage: Eukaryota; Viridiplantae; Streptophyta; Magnoliopsida; Arecales; Arecaceae. The record is from RefSeq and is a predicted model, not a curated record. Gene Ontology annotation, biological process: negative regulation of cell population proliferation.
CAGCGCACGCCUCUUUAAAUACCCCCUCUAUCCCCAUAAUCGUCCAUCGAGUUACCGACUCUAUUGCUCUCCGUUCUUGGUCUUCUUCGCGGGCUAAGGGAAGAGGGACAAAGGUGUCGUCUCUUAUUCAGGGGCUGUGAUUGGAAGGGAGAACUCCAUCCUCUCUUCCUCGAGAACUCCAGCCACGUCGAAUUUGGCUUUGUGAGGGAAAAUCUGCUUAUUGAUGAAUUCUGUAGAUAAUAGCAUCAGCUGUACCAGGUUGCUGUCACACUCAUGUAAUACUCACAACAACUACAAUCAUGCAUCUAGUUUGCGUGAUUCUAAGGGGACAACUAGGCAACAUAUUCACUGGAUUUAGUCGGGUCAAAUUGUAGGAGGUAAUGCACUGCUGGGCUUUUUCAACAUUGCUCUAAGUAAACCUGUUGUUGCCUAGUUUACAUGGGACUUACAAUUUGAACAGCAUGUUGUUUCAUGGAGAAGAAUGCUGUAUUCAACAUGCGUGCCAUGUAUGUGCAAGAUUGUUUGAUACACAUAUGUAACUUUUAAGGGGCAUUGCAGUGGAAGAAAUUACCGAGGGAGUCAACAAGAAUUGUGCUGGAGAAUAUCUAGUGCAAGCUUGGCUCAGCAUUUGAAGUGGGUGCAAGCAGCUCUAACUUAUAACUAUACUGGAGUUCUAUUUUAUGAAUGCAGUGUAGGUGGGCAUAUAUAUCUGUCGUUCAAGCUUUUCUCUGCUUUUAUCACUGCUACCUGCAACAAUUGAAAGGAGAGAGAGUGAAUGGACUGUCAGGUAUUCUCCAGCCAAGAGUACCAAUCUAAAUUGUAAUUCAAGGGAUGUGCAACAUUUACAGCAUAAAGGUGUCCACAUAGAGGAACUCUACGUGCACUCUAGAAGAUGGCCUUACCUCAUUCCUCUUUGAAAUGGGCCAACUAAGUUCUGGAAUAGGGAGAAUAUCCACUCAUGUCACCUGGCUUGCUGGAAAACAAUAAAUAAAUAAGCAAACAAAUAAAUAAUUAAAUAGUGACCUUCAUGAAUAGCUUACCUUUUAUCUAUAUGACCAACAAAACUGCAACAAAAUAAGGUCGUCAUCUGUCAUUUGUAUUGGAAAGUAGAAAACCAUGCUAUAUCUCUUUCCAGAUCUUGGAAUAAAGAUCAUAGAACGUGACUAUAUCUGGCUGUGUUUCUGUGGCAUUUCAAUGGAACCAGCUUGGAGUUGGUUGGGUACAUCAGAACGUGUUCCACUGUUCCUACAAAUGACAGAGGACCAUUUUAUGAAGGUCUUUAGGGAAAGCGGAGGACUAGUUGCAUAUUGGAGAUGUUCUUGGCCAAACAUCUGUACGAGAGAUAUCAACACUCUUAAACCAGUGUCUGAUGUGCCAAGAUCCAAAUUCAUUUAUUUUUGGCUGUAGGUUUUUAAUAAAUUUUACACUAUUAUUAUAAAACGUCAUGAUAUUUAAUGUGAUUUUCAAAUGGAUUUAUUUGAUAAUAUUUUGAAUGUUUUCAAGAAAAGUGCAACACAUCUUGCAUGGUGCUCUCCAAGUUGCAACAGUACCUGGGCCUCUCGCCAGGUGUUCUGGGCCCAUUUGCAGCUCGAAAUCAUGUAGAAAACCCUCUGUCAAACUGUCGUCAUGCUUUCAGUGCUCUAACCAAAUAUUUUCCAGUCUGUCUUCGUUGCAGCAGAUAUCCCAUAGAUAAAUGUGCUCCUUGUCAACUUUUAUUGCAACAAAGCUACAAGGUUGCAAACAAAAGUAUAGGCAGAUCGGCCAUCUCAACGUUGUAAAAGAUAUUUUCAUCAGAACUCCUGUAAGAGGGUACCAAACGAAACUUUUAGUUGUUUCCUAACGAUAAACCUAGACUGGAACGAAAUCCUCUUGGAGCACCGGAGUCCCCAAACAGAUAGCAAACGAUCACAGACACUGGUUAAUAAACGUGAGGCAGCUUCAGCACGGUUCGCUAGGCUGCCAGAUUUUACCGCAGCCAACAACAGCGUGUCGGAAGGCCACGCCCGCAUUUUUUUCUAUCAACGCUUUAUAUUUUUUCUUUCCAAAAUUGGCGACCAAGUUAGCAGCAGGGACGUAGGUGGGCAGAUGCUCCUCAUUCAUCCACUUUAUUCGCGUGUGAUGUUGAUGAAUGACAGCAGUGAUAGUAGAUUAAUGUAUGGAUGGGUUGCAGACCCACGGACAACAUGGACAGCAGCACGGUAUUGUCCGGAAGUGUUUAUGCAAGAACUUUGAAAUUUGAAUACAUCGAAACAACCCGACAAGUUUUCCAAAGAGACCCUAAAAAGGAUGGCGGACAACAUGUAAUCAAUGAUGGCUAUUGUAGUAAAGCUGAUUCCCCCAUUUCGUUCAAAUGGUCAGUUGGAAGCUGCCCUCUUUCAUCGAGGGGGAGAGUUACAAGGAAGCAAGUUGGUUUUGAUUAUUGUUUGAUCGAGUCAUUGGUUUAAGAGCUAAGAGUCUGCCCGCCUGUGAAUGGAAUCUGAACUGUUUGUACUUGAAGAGGAAUCACGAGGACAGGAUUUCAUUCGCUUGCUGCAGUUACAAACAAAGUAAACAGCUGGUGAUUGGUCGAAAAUGAAUGCUUAUUUGCAUGUUCCUAGUUGUUCUCUCAUUUCCGUGCAGGUGGCUUUGGUCCAACAGUUUGAUGGUUCCUAAUCGGGCAGAAGCGGUUUGGAUGAUCAUUAAUGGGACCCAAUAUAAGCCUAUUGUUCCAUAUGCAAUGCUGUUUAUGAGGGAUGAUGAAUUGAAGUGAUGAGCAUUGCUCAAAUAAUUACUACGUUCUUUUGUAACAUACUGAUGGGAGAGAAUGAUGGAAGAAAACAAUACCAAGGCCUGUGGUUCACUGAGUUUGAAGGAAUAGAGAGAACGAGACGCAAGCGAAGGGAACCAUGUGACUGGCAGUCCAAGUCUCCAUCAUGCUCUUGGUCUUCGAUUCAAAGCAAAUUAAAGUGAGUGAAAGGGUUAUUUAUUAAUAAGGUUUUAGGGUUUUGUCUCCCAGGCAGUCAUCAAAUUGCGUGAAGGUUGGUGGAUGGGGGUGCAUGUGGGGGAUGGGAGUCCCAAUUCCCAAGCGGGGGGUACUCUGAGCGCAGCAGCGCACGCUCCUUGGUGCUCGCCCGGCGUCUCUUUCGUCGACAAAGCCGUGGGUUGUAGAACGAAUCUUGCUCCAUUCCCGACACCUCUCCCCUCCCGCUUCCUAUAAAAUGCUCGCCCGACAGUCCAAGUGUAGGCAAUUAAAAGCCAUCCAGAGAGAUAGAGAAGCCUGUCAUUAAUUUGUUUCAUCAACAAGUGCCGAAAAUGAAGCAGAGCAAGCAGAGGAAGGUGUCGCAUGGAGGGCAAGGUGGUGGGCUGGGCAGAGCUCUGAGAGAGCACAAGGCCAGGCUCUAUAUCAUCCGCCGCUGCGUGGUCAUGCUCCUCUGCUGGCAUGACUAGCCCUCACACCCCGCCGUACGGCCUUUUAAAAAAAUGAAAAAAAAAAAUUCUAGGCAAGGGCAGAGAAGUUUUGGUUAGGCUUUUCUCUGUACAUUCAUCGAUCCAAAUACUAUCUCUUUUUUCUUUUCUUUUCUUUUCUUUUCUUUUUUGGGACCAUUUGACUUCCGGUCCUUCAUUGGACAGUGUUUUUUUUUUCCGGGACCACUUGACUCCCGGUCCUUCAUUGGACAGCUUUUUUUUUUGUUACUACUGUCUCAUGCUAGGCGAGGAUGGACCAAUUUUGAUGUUUGUAGAAUCAAACACCUUGUACGUUGAAAUGGAUUGCUAGAGGAAUUUAUUACCCUCUUAUAUCUAAGCAUUUAACCAUGGUCUCUACCGCA